This is a messenger RNA of Penicillium nucicola, 1611 nucleotides long. Its product is annotated as sugar porter family MFS transporter. The transcript has 2 exons. Gene Ontology annotation, cellular component: membrane. Bases 1 to 1611 code for a protein of 536 amino acids. Lineage: Eukaryota; Fungi; Ascomycota; Eurotiomycetes; Eurotiales; Aspergillaceae. Gene Ontology annotation, biological process: carbohydrate transport; transmembrane transport. The record is from RefSeq and is a predicted model, not a curated record. Gene Ontology annotation, molecular function: carbohydrate:proton symporter activity.
AUGUCUAUUCUCGCUGUUAUUGAGGACCGGCCGACUCCCCCACAAGUCUACAACUGGCGCAUUUACCUACUUGCGGCCGUGGCUUCAUGCGCCUCUUGCAUGAUCGGUUAUGACAGUGCCUUCAUUGGCCAGACUGUCGAAUUGCAAUCCUUCCGCGAUGAAUUCCAUUUCCAGGACUGGUCUGUGGCCAAACAAAACCUUGUCACGGGCAACAUUGUCUCCCUUUACCAGGCUGGUGCCUUCUUCGGUGCGUUGAUAGCAUACCCCAUUGGCUUUUUCUGUGGUCGGAAAUGGGGUCUGUGGAUCACUGGAAUAAUCUUCACGGUCGGUGCUGGAAUUAUGUUGGCAGCGAAUGGGGAUCGGGGGUUGGGUGUCAUGUAUGCUGGUCGCGUCCUGGCUGGCCUCGGCGUGGGAGCGGGAUCGAAUUUGACGCCAAUUUAUAUUUCAGAGUUGUCGCCUCCGGCGAUCCGUGGCCGACUAGUUGGUCUCUAUGAACUGGGAUGGCAGAUUGGGGGUUUGGUUGGGUUCUGGAUCAAUUAUGGUGUUUCGCAGACCCUCCCUGAAAGCAACAAGCAAUGGCUCAUACCGUUUGCUGUUCAGCUCAUUCCCUCUGGUCUCCUUCUCAUCGGUGCCUUGUUCAUUCGGGAAUCUCCCCGUUGGUUAUUCAGUCGUGGGCGUCGCGAUGAAGCCAUUGAGAAUCUCUGCUGGGUCCGCCAACUUCCUCAAACUGAUCUCUAUAUUGUGGAAGAAAUAGCUACCAUUGACCAGGCCCUUGAUGAGCAGACUGGUUGUAUUGGAAACAGCUUCUUCAGUCCCUUCAAGGCGGCCGCCACCAAUCCCAAGGUGAUGUGGCGCCUAUUUCUCGGUUUCAUGCUCUUCUUCUGGCAGAACUGCUCGGGUAUAAAUGCUAUCAACUACUACAGCCCUACAGUCUUCAAAAGUCUUGGAAUUACCGGCUCUCUGAAUCAGAUGAUGUCUGGCAUUUUUGGCGUCGUCAAGACCAUCGUCAGUUUCCUCUGGUUGCUCUUCCUUAUUGACCACCUGGGCCGUCGGAAGCUGCUGAUCGCAGGAUCUAUUGGGGGUUCUAUCUGUAUGUGGAUCAUUGGCGGAUAUAUCAAAAUCCAAGACCCCGAACAGAACCCCAGUGCCAAGGUCGAUGGUGCCGGUAUCAUGGCAAUUGUUUUCUUUUACAUAUACACCGUCACUUUCUCUCCUACUUGGAAUGGCACCCCGUGGGUUUUGAAUGCGGAAAUGUUUCCCCCAAAUAUGCGAUCUUUGGCACAGGCGGUUGCUUCUUCCAGCAACUGGUUGUGGAACUUUGUUAUUUCGCGUUUCACCCCACAGAUGUUUGCUCAAAUGGGAUACGGGGUCUACUUCUUGUUCGCAGCCUUAAUGCUCUGCUCUAUUCCGUUUGUUUUCUUUUUGAUACCGGAGACAAAGGGUGUACCCUUGGAGCGUAUGGAUCGGUUGUUCGAAGUGAAACCUGUUCGGCAAGCGCAUGGUAAAAUCAUGCUUCAGUUGCAGGAAGACGAGGCGGAAUUUCGUUGUGCGAUUGAGGAGUCCAAUGCCAGCGACGGCAAAGUGAGAGAGAAAUUUGUAGAGCAGGUGUGA